This is a messenger RNA of Spirodela intermedia, 11789 nucleotides long. The record is from the annotation of a GenBank genome assembly. Lineage: Eukaryota; Viridiplantae; Streptophyta; Magnoliopsida; Alismatales; Araceae.
AUGCAGCCAUCGACGAACGGUGUUGACAACCCCCAAAUCCAGAAGCUGCAGGCGCCGCCGCAGCCGCAGCAGACCCAGCAGCAGGCGCCACCGCCUCCAGCGCAGUGGCUACCGGCCAUGUCUUACCCGGCGGCGACCAUGGUUAUGCAGCACCAGAUGAUGGGGGUCGGGGGCCCACCGCCGCCGCCGCAGUUCGCGCCGCACUACCUGCCUUACCACCACGUUGCCCCGGUGCCGCCGCAGUACCACCAGCAGCAGAUGCAGCAGCCGCAGCAGCAGGGCUCCGCGGAGGAGAACCGGACAAUCUGGGUGGGGGAUCUCCACUAUUGGAUGGAUGAGAACUACCUGCAGCACUGUUUUGGACACACCGGUGAGGUAAGGCGUUUCCUUCCCUCUCCUUAAACUUUACGUUUUUCUCUCUGAACCUUCUGUCUCUGGUAAGUGGGUGACUACAGUUACUGUCCAGGGAUUGCUUACGCUGGACCUGAAAUUAGUUAUUUCGCUCUCCGAUGUUUUGAGGGAAACCGUUUGAUUGUGGGUUUUUGUUGGGAAGGCUUAGGGUUUUUUCGCUACCGUACCUGUCUUUGUCGCGCAUCUUGGUGCUUUCUUUAUUUUAUAAGAGAGGGCAUGUAUUUCAUUUUGUUUGAAGAUACUGACCAAAGAAAGUACACAUGGACAUGUCCAGAACGAUCGCUAUCUUAUUAGCGUUCCUGUCUCCUCGAUUAGUAGGCUUUCCAGUGGGCUUCUUCUCAAUAUUAUGGUUUCAAACAUUUUAUAGAUUGGCGUUUAUGCAAGAUGGAUGCGACAGUACCAUUAGUAUAUGACGUAAUCACCUGCUUGAUUAGGAAUAAUAAAGUAUGUAUGCUCUGUUCUUUGCUUGAAAACCUUUUUGUUUGGGAGAAUAUAGUAACGCCUACGUGGAAGCCAGAAAUAUUGAGGUUUAUUUCUUUUCCUGUAGCGUCCUUACUUCGGUUUAGUUUCAACUAAUUGAUGGCUGAUCCUGCAUUUUUUUCCAAGUCCGUGUAAAAUCCAGCGUGAAACAACCUUAAGUUGCCUUCUAGUUGUCCCAUUCUGUUGUGGUGUGCAGCGUCAGGAAUCCUCUAUUGAUUUGGGACUUGUGUUUUAAAGUAAACGUUGACUGGUGCUUUCAUGUUGUUCAGAUUAUGCACUGGAUUUUGAGCAGUUAAUCUUUAUCCAUGUGGUUAUAUCUCUUACUUACCUUACGGCUCUAUCUAGAUUACAAAGACAUACGGAUGCUUUAAAAUGACAUUGUUUUUCUUGAAAGUCAACUGAUUUGUUUACUGCUGACAGUAUGCUUCAUAGAAAAAAAUCGAGUGGUUCCUAAUAGCAUGGAAAAGAAAAGAAGGUGAUCGCAUGUACUGAGUCACAGUUCUUUUCAUCCAAUAUAUGGGUUAGAUGACCUAGCUGUUCUUUUGGAUGAGACUUAGAUGCUAAUUGUAUACUGAUUUAUCAUGUUUCUAGUUCGGGGAUGAGACCUGUCUUUUAUUGAUGGAUUUUCUCAAAGAGGAAGGGAUUGACAUAGACACGUGAAUGCUUCCCCAACAUCUAAUAGUGGAGAAAAAGAACUACUGCUACAUGAUUCCCAAUAGUAUUAUCUGUCUUACGUAAAUUGGUUAUUGCUUCAUUAUCCUGGUCGGGUUGGUGAUGAAGUAGGCCCAGGGAAAAAGUACAAAUUCUUAAUUGGAUUUUACUGGUUAUUCACUUCAUACUUUCUUGAAAUAUGCUUCUUACCUUGUUUUUUUAUCAAAUAAAAUAAGUUUUUAAAGAAUGGCUUCCAUCUUCCAAGAUGAAUCACCCUAGAACAAAUAAAAUAAGUGUUUAGAGGUGUUAUUCUUCUUUUCUGGAGCAUAAAAAUUCUUCUUUAAACACCAAGAGAAAUGCAGUAAAGAAGAAUAGCAUGGGCUAGAAAAGAGACCAUUUUCCAGUACAGGAUGAUGGUGGAUUUGCUCAUUUGCUAAACUCCUAUUAGAUAGUUCCCGAAGUAUAUGAUUCUGCCUCUCCUACUGACUACAAUCCAGUAGCCUAUUUAUGACUGCUUGGCUGGUUUUCUCGGAAAGAUGUUGUCUCUAUAAUAUGUUCUUUUCAUAUAAAAUUUUGUGUUCUGCCUCAUACUCAGUGGUUGUUUGUGGAAGUAUAGCUUUCUGUAAUACCUUCUUAGUGGCCCUAUGAUGCUCGACUUCUGUCUCUGUUAUUUACUCCAUUUUACUCGAGGACAAAAGUUAAGCUGCUGUACUCGUUUUCUCCAAUGUCCUUUUAUUGCUCGUCAAUGCUGUUAAUUUUAUCUCCUUUUAUGCUAAAGGAGAUUGGUGCCCAAUGAUCUCACUAGUUUCCAGACUACAUUCACCAGCAAUCUUCUGUCUCUAUUUAUGAUGAAGUGCUCGGCUGGUCUGAUAGAUGCAUUUCAUACAUUGCUGCCAUUUAUGUAGAGUAUGUAUACUACACAAAUGUAACCAUGCUAUUCAAUGGAAGCCCAUUUAUGAGAUCCGAACUCCAUCAAAUAUUGAACAAAACACAAUUUCUUGAUCUAGUUUAUUUUUUUCUCUACCGGAUUUCAUAUUGUCAUGAUCCCGAUCCAGUAUUAGGUUACAGAAUAGUUGAAUGACUAAUUUGGAAGUGCUCUUGGGAUGAGUGUUUCUUGAUGUAUUUUCGAUUUUGUUUGCUUGACUUUUUAGAAUAUGCAUGUUCAAGUACUUCAACAUCAAGUGCCUUUUGUAGAGGUAGUGACUGGUUUUGUUCACGUUUCUUGGCUUCAAUUCCGUUCUUUUGUGUCUCCACUGCAAAUGACUAAAUUUUCACCAGGAACUUCUUGAAUUCCACAUGGCGCACCCCUUCCAUUUAUCAGUUAGUACUAGGAAGAAGAGAAAUAUAUUUUGUCAUGACAUUGGGGGAUUGAAAUUAGGAGUGUUAUAGGAGAAGUUGGAUGAUAUUUAUCCUCGGGCUGACUGAACUGAAUUUACUUUCUAAUUUGGAAAUGUCAGAAACUGAGAUAGUUUCAAAUAGUACCUGUCAGAAUUACUUAGCUUUGAUACUCAGGCUUUUUAGGGUUUUUUUUUAGUGCUGCACUCAUCAAAGCUUUCAUUGUGGAAGUUCAUGCUCUUAUGUAGUCAAUGACUUCCUCUUUGUCUUCCUUGUCUUUUGUUGCAACUUCUAUUGUUGCCUCCAGUGUUUGACAAUAGGCCUGGAAAUGGUUUGGGCGGCACAACAGUUUAUAAUUCACCUGUAUGCAUUUUUCUCCCUCUGUUUUUAAUAGGAGAUUAAUAUUUAGACACUGAAUCUUCUAGAUGCAUUCUUCUAUUUUUUUCUCUAUUUUAUUGAAUUAUUUGGGUAUAGUGCAGUUGUGGCAUCAUACAGCACGAGCCACAUAGGUGUUGGGCCUACUUAACAUUGAGACCUUGUGACCUGUAUCCAAUCGUCAACUUGGCAGAUCCUCAUGGGGGUUUCAUUUGACAUUUGGAUGGCUGACAUGGUCAAUUCCAAUGUGGAUCAUGACUGGGAAAUAUUGACGCCUGAACCGACUUGUCAGAGUUUAUCUACUUUGCUGGGAUGCUUUGGGCACUGACAUACAAUCUUUUGGUUUGUCUUGUGUAUGUGUACCUCUGAGGAGGAAUUUUUUGCAUGAUUUCUGUAUUGGCUUACUUUUUUCUCAAUAACUUUUCAUUUCAUUCCUUUUUUAUAUGAUCUACAACACUUGUAUCUUGGCACGACGUGCUUCACCCACUGCUGUAGAGAGUCACAUGAUUAGUUGGGACUUCAUCUCGUACCUGUGGCACCAUUAGGCUGUGUGCGUUUAUUAUAGUUGAUGUUAAAGGGGAUGUUUCUCAUGUUCUACGUGAGGUCCAUGGUUUUUAACGUGUAGCCUGUAGAACAAUAUGCUGGAGAUGCCCAAUGGCAUCCAGACCUCCUAUGUGAGCAGCCUAAUAAGGGAUCUGCUGGGUUGCUUGGAUUUUGGUCGUCAGCAUUUUGUCUCCUGGGUUGCAUCUGCUCUACCGUUUGCUCUUCCCAAACACAUCACACUAAUGCUAUAUGGUUUAUUUUUAUCUGUAAACAGUACCCUUAAACUUUUAUUGGGGACACAAAUGUAAGUGUUGCGAAUCACUGUAAAUGUUUGCAUUUGUCAGUGCAUAGAAAAGUAAUGGUAGAUGUGAAUGCUGUUUGUACUGAAUGCAAACUGUUUUGUGCAUUUGUUUUCAGCCAAAUGUGAACUGUCAUUCAGGUAUGCAUUUAUCAAUUACGGAUGCAUCUGUUCACAUUGGCAUCACCCUUCGGCCACGCAAAGGGCUUGAAUAUUUAGUUCAUCACUCUUUGGGUGCUUCUUGAAUGCAAGCGAUAGCAGCAGAUGGUUUUUAGUAGGUAUGCACAAGCAGCUGUUGGCAUGUAUUAAUGACAUGAACGACAGGGGAUCUCUUCCGCGUCAGUUCUUCUUUGUAAACUCGUGUCUUAUUUGCCUAGUAUCUUAGUCAGUUCAUCUAAUGCAGCAUUGGAAGGCCAGCAGUUUAUUGCUCUACAAUGACAUUUCUUAAUUUUUUUCUAACAAAUAGUUAUGCAACCAGAAUGCGUGAAGUCAUACAUUUGAUUAACGUAAAGAAAAGAUGAUUGCUACAGUUAUUUCACUGCAUACUAUAUUUGUGUGAUUUGAGUAGUCUGACUAUGGUCUCAUAUUUUACAAUUUAACAGUAUGCAAUUCAUCUCAUUCUUUUCAAUCAUAUAUAAAACUAGGGACCACAUCUGCACACCUCACCUUGUUGCCAAGGGAGUAGGUUGUAGAUUCAUGGUCUAGUAAGACCACCAGUACCUUGUUGCUGUGUGUUCCAAUUUUUGUUCUGUCAACUGUUGAUAUCUGGUAUGAAUGUACUGCAAAUUGGAAAAGCACCCACUUAAACAGAAUGCUUUUGUUAAGGCCUUCAGAUAUCUGGUAUCUCGCACCUCUUGUGAGUUAAUACUUUUGUUUCUGUUUCAUAGUUGUGCAUUCCAUCUUUUUGGUUGCCUAUACUUUCUUUGUCAUUGAAUUUAAUAAUUGUGAUUAUCUUUACUGUAGUUUCUCCAAUCACUUGUAAAGCUCAUUAAAAGAAUAUUGAAUGAAAUGGCGUCAAUGGGUUUCAAUCAGUGUUUUUGUUUUCAGUUUUUCAUUUAUCUGCUAGAUAGGAUGGAAAUAUGAACGUAUCUACAAACUCACACCUGAAGCUUUUACUGUUAUUGGAAAUAUCUUAUGUUAAUGAUUUAUUGGGAUGCUUUGCUGUAACAGAAGUUUCCGAAUUAGAUUCAUAAAUUCUAAAUAUUCUCUGAUGUUUCUAUAAUUAUCACUUUUUGCCGUCUUCACAGAUAUGAUCUGUAUAAGAUUAUGGAAAGUGGUUGAAUUUAAUUUUCCAUUUCCCGUAUGUUUCUGAUUUUUAAAGGACAGUGUUCUCCUCUUUGGUUGGAUUUCUAUUCAGUGUUUUCUUUGAGAUGUACGUUUUUGUUAAGCUGAAGGAAUACGUUUUCAAUUGACGAAUGUAUACCUGAUUAUAUUUGUUAUAUAUUUUCCUUUACAACGUUUGAUGUCUUUCAUUCUACUCCUGUAUGCCCUGUAGGUAGUUUUGGUGAAAGUUAUCCGCAAUAAGCAAACUGGUCAGUCAGAGGGGUAUGGCUUCGUGGAAUUUUAUUCACAUGCAGCAGCUGAAAAGGUUCUGCAGAGUUUUAAUGGCAUGAUAAUGCCCAAUACGGAUCAGCUUUUUCGAAUAAACUGGGCCACAUUUAGCAUGGGGGAUAGGCGUUCAGAGGUCAGCUCUGAUCAUUCUAUUUUUGUGGGAGAUCUUGCUUCUGAUGUUACAGAUACUCUUUUGCAAGAAACUUUUGAUAGAAGAUACUCAUCUGUUAAAGGUGCAAAGGUUGUUAUUGAUGCAAACACUGGUCGAUCAAAGGGUUAUGGAUUUGUAAGAUUUGGAGAUGAACAUGAGAAAUUGCGUGCAAUGACUGAAAUGAAUGGUGUUUUUUGUUCCAGUAGAGCGAUGCGCAUUGGUGCUGCUACCCCCAGGAAGUCAUCUGGUAUGUCAUCGGAAGAACUAGCUAUUAUUUGCUUACUUUACGUAAAAUAUGUUGAGAUCAUUAUAGUAUCGAUUUUUUAUGUUACAUCAUUUUUUGCGGGAUAGGGUUAUCGUCAUCUAGGGUUUAGAAUAUCGUUUUCGAUGGGUGUUCAUGAAUAAGUCAGCCUUAGUGCCAUCUAUUAUGUACAAGAAAGACAGAAUGGACUUUCUUGGCAUAUAGUCAGUGCGCAGGUCACAUGGACGGCUAUGUAACGGUUUUCUCAACACUCCAAAAUGGUCAAAGGGGUUUUUCUAUUUAAACGUGCGAAUAUAUCACUUUGCAGUUGCCGUACUUAUUACCCUGAUAAUUGCUCGUUUUCAUUUUCGUAAUAUCCGACGGAAGAAUAUUUCCUGAAGGGUAAUGCCAUCUAUUCGAUUUUUUCGUGGGGAAUUAAAGGCUGCGAGUUUAUUGCCUAUAAUGUUGAAGUUUUUGGGUAUUAUUGUGUUCAUUCUACAGUGUAUUUUUUAUUAAAUGUUAGUAGUGUGUGAGGUUUUGGGCAGAAAUAGCUCGUUUUUCGAACUAUUUUAUAUGCUUAAGACAUCAGAAUUUCCUAUAUGGGAAAAUAAUGGCAAUAACGUAUCAGUACACGGCCGUUUUUUCACAGUUCACAUAUCACUUUGCUUUCCAAUUCAUACGCCAUUUCUGUGCAAAAUGAUUUUUUUCCUUCUGUUUUAUGUCAAUGUUUUUCUGUGGACUUUCAAUACUGACGCAUUUCAUUGAAAAGAAAAUAAGGUGCCUGUAUAUUUCAUGAUGAUGGGCAUUUCAUGAAUUUGGAAAUGAUUCUGUGAUGUUUCAACAAUGAGACCAUUUUUGUUACUUCUCAGAGCAGAAGAGAAAGGUGUAAUUUGCCAGUAGUUGUAUCCCCUCUCUGAUUACGAGAACAGGCAGAAUGCAGGUUGUUCAACACUUUCAAAACUGGUGGCAAUGAUGUGGGAAUCUUAGGGAGGUUAAGAAUAGGUUUCCGUUGGCAGUACUAUGAAAGAUGUACAUGGACCAUUGAAAAGGCAAAUUUCCACCGCUACUUUCAUCGGAUUGAUUAUUUAGUCUCAAGUUCUCUACAACUCUAGAAACUGCAAUAUUUGUUUUAGUGUUUAAUUGUUAGAAGCUUGUGUAGCAAUGACGUUAUUGUGAUGAACUGCCCUGAAAAGAAGAGGAGCCUAAUUAAAAGAAAAUGUCCCACAUCAACAGUCCUUAUAGAAUACUGCUUUUACUUCAUCUCUAGCAUGUUGGAUAGAUAUCCUUCUAAAUUUUAUAAAUGCUGCUUAAGUAAAUAAUUAAUCCCAAUCUCUACCUCUUCCUUGAUAGUUCUAUUUCAUAACCUCUAGCCAUGUUCCAUCAUAAAUCCUCAGUUUCCAGAAUCCUUUGCUUAAAAGGGCUCUCUGAUGUUAAGAAAGUUAAGAAACUGUUCGUAGUUACUAUUAUUUGUAACACUUCCCUCAUGCCGAAAAGGUCUUCAUUCAAUAUUUUUUAGCUUCUUAGCUGCUGAUUAGGGAAUCCUGAAAAUUGAUUGGUAGUAUUACAACUUUACACAAUUUUAGCGUCCCUUCAAAUCACAGAAGCUUCACUUUCCAACCAGAUAUUUUGCUUCAAACGUUUGCACCUUCCUUGUCAAGUCUCUCCAAAAAAUGUCACCAGAGAUGAGUGACAGGCUUAAGUAAUAUUGGAGGAGAUCUCCCUAGCUUGUAUCCUAACAGCAAAGUUGCCUUUCAACUUUCCUCUCAACAUUAAGCUCGUAACUUAUACUUUUCGAAAGGUUUACCUUAAGGCCAGUAGUUUCUCCCUAAAUGUCGAGCAUUAUUCUCGUCUUAAAUACAUGAUUCUUCUCUAUAGAUAAUACUACAGUCGUGUCAUUUGCGUAUUGUAAGUGUAUCCCAUGUAAGGUUGAAAUUCCUUGAUUCAGCCCAAAGCAUCUGCCCAUACGUAUCUGCCCAUACGACAUCCUACAUGUCACUUUUGCUACAAAGGCAAGUUAGAGAGCAUAAAGGGCCUCCUUAUCUGAGACCUCUCCCCUCCUGAAAUUAAGCUAAAGGUUCCCCAUGUGCUGAGCUGCGUGUAAUGAUGCAUGUAAGGAUCAGAUAAGCACCAUCUGAUAAAUCAAUGUAGAAUCUUUGUACCCUAUUUUUUGGGAUCAGCACCAGGAGUGUUUUUUGAUCCCGCUGAACGCCAUGUUAAAAUGAGCAGUGUUGGCCUGUUGUUGUGGCCACUGAUCCCUUGACCAUUGCGGCCAUUAGCAUUCUUCCUUCAAAAGAAUAACCUUCCGCUUUUGCUUCUGCUGCAACAUUGCGCUCCAGGCCCAUUAUGUGGAAUCACACUCAAUGGAAGGAAGACCGAUCCACUUUGGAAUGUUUCGCAUUCAACUUCUCUUGUCUUCAGGUUGUUUGAACCCAGUGCUUAUUGACCCGUGUACUCUACGAAUCCUGUGGCGAUAGAACGUGUUUGUUUAACAUUUCUCAGUUUCCAUUGAAUACAGUCUAUAAGUUUCUUCAAGUGCAUCAAAUACCUCGAUUCCCCAACGAGCCUUGACCUUUUCCUUCUUUCCUAGUUGAGACCUACUAUCCCCCAAUCACAGGUCCGCUUUAAGACCACGGACGAUAUACAGCUCUCCUUAAUAGAAAUGUGUAUAUUUCAAUGUCUUUGUAACCUAGAGUUUUGAAUAAAAAAUAAACGAGUAAAUAUUUUUAUCUACCUUCUUUGUCCGAUGAGGAUUUCGCCUCAGUCAAAGCUCAUCAAUGUGGAUGGGGUAUUGACUCUGUGAAGUAUAACAAUUUCUAAAUUUCUUUAGAGAGGAAAUAUUGAAAGACUAAUCGUUCCAAAAUUUCCGCUUCUUUGAAGGCUGUAUGUUGUGAAGCCUUCUGAAUUUAGACCUUUACGUUCAAAGAAGGGGUUAUUUGAACCUGAUGUGUGGCAAGAUAUCUAUUGCCUCUAUUUGAGAUAAUGUGAUAUGUUGACUUGAUUGAAAAGUUCCCUUCUUUGUACCAUCUUCAAUGCCAUCUACCUAACCUGGGUUUUGCGAUGGACCUUUGUGUAAGUAGGCAGAAAAAUUCUGAAAGUGUUAGAUCUCAUCAUCCUUGUGAUGUUUCUUGAAAUUUGGUCUUUGCUUUCGUUCCAUGUCAUGGUAGAAAAAUCUAUCCCCUGAUUAUGCUUAGAUCUUGUGCUACCUUCAAGCUUAGUUAUCACAUUCUCCGAGAGUAGAUACUCUACAUCAACAGCCUUCAAAUGCGAGUUUUUCACGUCCCUGUCCUGAAAGUUAUCUCAGGAUACAUUUUAAAUUCUGUUGACGUUAUGGGGUGUGAUGUCAUAUCUUUCACUAUUGUUGUAUUUUUCCUUAAUAACAUUCAACCUUAGUUCCCCAUACUCAGUACCUCACUUCCAAUAUCAUUUACUUAGCAAUGAUGGAGUAAACCUCUAACGUUAACAUGGCUGGUUCAUUACUUUGUGCUUAUAAAUCCUUCACCUGUUAAGAUGAUGCCAUCUAUGACCUGUAUCCCUAUUUUCAUGUGAAAGUUUCUUUUCUUAUCCACUGUUUUAGGGAUCAUGACGAUGCAAUAUGACAGAACGAGAGGUUAAACAAUGCAUUUUUUCAUAGCGUGAGUUUUCCUAAAAUAUAUAUAGAAUCUUUACUCCCUAGUCAGCUAGCUAAUUUUCAACUCUUUCUAUCUUUGACCAAUUCCAGCAGAAAAUAUUCCGUUGGUGACAAAUUGGGGGUUCUUUUGCCUCAUUGCCUAGAUAUGUGGGACACGCUCUUAGCAUCAUAUUUCUCCACUAGAAAGCUGCCAACUACAGUUUUCUUGGUGUUAACUUAGAAAUCUGGUUGCUCCUUUUUUAAGCUUCUUGAACAGUCUGUUUGUAUGCAAGUACUCUUCCCUUGACAUAAACUGAACGAUUUCAUCUGUAUAUUAUUGAUAUCUUAGUUGUUUUGCCCAAUGGGUGUCCUUAAAAUCUUCUGCCUUUUUCCCCAUUCUGCUUAAGUUCCCUCCCACAAAUUGCAAAAAACAAAAAAAAAACACUUAUCUCCGUCCCUGCCCUAGAAUUCUAGGGUGUGCUACGUGAUGUCAUUUUUUCGUGUGAUCUAUCUCCAUCCAAUAAAAGGUGAACUGCGCUCUUCCCUUAUCUUUUUAGUGCAAUCAUGUGAAAAUACAUUGUGUUGUUGAGGGCUUCUUGGCGGGAUUGUUCUUUGUAUGUUGUCGAUGGUCUUCUUUAUUUAAAGAAGUUCCCUUUCAUACCACUUUUAAACUCUUUCUUUUGCAUAGACCUAUCAUUGAGCAAACAGAUUUCUGCGAAUGCAUCAGGUUUGUCAGCAUCCUGUCAAAGUCUGCCCGUUUCUGUUCUUCCAAGUUGAACCUUUCUUCUCCCAAUUCGGUAAGUUCCUCGUCAAAGAGUGAACAAUAUCAAUCAUAAUAUCAAAAGAAGACGCUCUAGUUGAAGUGGUGUACUAGGGAAAGUGAUAAUGAUGUUGGAAAAAGUUUGAAGGGGCACCAAUUAUAACCAGAGGAGGACGGUGCAAGGCGUACAUUGCAUGUAGAGGUGUAUUUAUUGAUAUCAUAUUACGAAGACUGCAUUGCAUGCUUUUGGGUCUAUUGUGCUACAAAUUCCGUGAUCAAAUCUGAUUCUUGGAACUGCAGAGUUGGAUCAAUUGCAGUCGGAUUUGUUUUAACCAUCCAUCGCAUAAUCAGUGAAGAAUGGGUGAAAAAUUUAAACCCACAUACUACUAAAAUCUGCAAAUUUGGUGCUUGGAUCAGCCAUGGACCACUGUGAGAGUAGUAGUUUUUCUGGUUUUUCUGGUUUUUCUGGUUUCUCUGGUUUUUCUGGUUUUUGCUGGAUACCCUUCCUGAUUAUCGUACUUCACCAUUUAGUUUGGAAUCCAAUGACUAGCAUGGUUAUUAAACUCCCCACAUUCUACCCAGAUCUUCUGAAAUCUCCUAUUUGUUUUUUUACUUCUUGGGCCCCUCACGUUGUCUUGUUCCAGGUUUUUCAUCAAACGGCUCGCAAGCCUCCCAGACAGAUGCAGAUCUAAGUAACACGACGGUGAGUUGGUCCCUCCCUCACUGCUCUGCUAUGCAAGUUCAUGGCCGAGAAGAAAGAGCCUUCUCACGAAUGCGUCCCUGGUUCAGGUGUUCGUCGGAGGGCUCGACCCCAACGCCAGCGAGGAAGACCUGAGGCAGGCUUUCUCUCAGUACGGCGAGAUCUCUUCCAUUAAAAUCCCCGUCGGAAAGCAAUGUGGGUUCGUCCAGUUUGUCUACAGGUACCCACCCACCCACCAUUUUAAGCAUCGAAUGUGGGUCAACCACAGGCUGCUGCUGCUUCACUGACCCAUCAAAAUCCUCUGCGGCUUUGCGGUUUUCUCCGCAGGAACAACGCCGAGGAGGCCCUGCAGAGCUUGAACGGGACGGUGAUCGGCAAGCAGACCGUGCGCCUUUCCUGGGGCCGCAAUGCUGCAAAUAAACAGGUAAAACGACUAAAACUGGUUAUUAUUCUUAUUAUUACUGCAGUGGGCUCUCCCCACCCAUCGUUCUCUUCCCUCUCAUCCGUUGGCUCCUGUGCUUCUGCAGUCGAGAGGGGAUCCCGCGGGACAGUGGAGCGGCGCAUACUACGGCGGGGCCCAGGUCUUCGAUGGGUAUGGCUACGCCGUGCCGCCCCACAGCCCGGGGAUGUACGCUGCUGCCUACGGCGCUUAUCCCCUGUACGGCAAUCAGCCGCAAGUGAGCUGA